Molecule: messenger RNA, 1230 nt
Organism: Effrenium voratum
Lineage: Eukaryota; Dinophyceae; Suessiales; Symbiodiniaceae
Source: the annotation of a GenBank genome assembly
UGAGACGGCAACGAGUUUCGAUCUCUGGGCGCCUUUGCCAUGGGCCUCCGUCGGCUGCGGCGCUUGCGGCGCCUGGCGCGGGUGCGCCGGAGAGCCACGCGUGCCGCGAGUGCAGGCCUCGAAGCUUUGCCAAGCUCGUUCAAUGCACAGGAUGUGAACUGCAAGGUCCAAGCCAACCUCGACAAGAGCCGGACGUUGGGUGCACAAAGUCGUCAAAAUCACACAAAAACUGAGCAGCUCUUGGCGCGGACGGCAGUCAAGCGUGCAUUGCCCCGGUAUGCUCGCAUAAAUGUUCUGGCACCAGGACUGAGCUGGGGCCACGUGCAACGGCAACUGCAGCAGUCAGGGCACGUCUUUUGGCGCCCUAGCUUGCAUGAGAAGAGGGCUGCUGCCUGCGUUUCUGCCGGGCUGCAGCCGCCAGAAGGCAAUAAGAUCUACUAUCGGGAUGUUCACUUGCCUGAGCUCCUGGUGUUCAAGCCGAUGGGCCAGUCACACACAGAUGGCGAGCUCUUUGACGAAGGGGGCCUUGUCUUUCAGCAGAAAGCCUCCGCCUUCCCAGCCAUUGCUUUGGCGCCGCCACCGGGGGCCCAAGUGAUCGAUGCUUGCGCGGCGCCUGGCUCGAAGACCUCCCAGCUGGCGGCUAUGAUGAAGAAUGAAGGUCAAAUAUUUGCAUUUGACAGAGAUGGCCGGCGAUUGAAAACAAUGAUCGAGCUACUUCAGCGCAGGCAUGUUUCUUGCGUCGAAGCGUGCGAGAAGGACUUCUUGCAAGUAUCUCCGAAGAAUGCCAAGUAUCAGCACGUCACCCACUUCCUCUUAGAUCCCAGUUGUUCUUCCUCAGGGAUGACUGCGCAGCAGCUCACGGGUGACGAAGUUGCGACGUUGACCGCCAAUCAGCAGAAGGUGAUCCGUCAUGCUAUGCGGUUUCCUGCCUGCCAACGGAUCGCAUACUCUACUUGCUCCAUCCUGGACAAGGAGAACGAACUUGUUGUGCAGAAGGUGUUGAGCACGGCCGAGGGCGCGCGGUUUCAACUGGAACGAGCCUUGCCUUGGUGGCCCAGACGUGGCCUCCCGGUCUUCCCUGGGACGGAGUGCUGCGUGCGCAGUACUUGGGAGGACCAGACCAUCGGCUUCUUCCUUGCCCUCUUCGUGCGCAACGAAACAGCGUGCAAGCCAGCGGCCCUUUUGUUUGGCUCCUUGGCCCUUUUUAGCAACUUGUUGGAAGCAAGAUAG